Tilletiopsis washingtonensis is the source of this 612-nucleotide messenger RNA. RefSeq lists its product as hypothetical. The record is from RefSeq and is a predicted model, not a curated record. Lineage: Eukaryota; Fungi; Basidiomycota; Exobasidiomycetes; Entylomatales. The transcript has 4 exons. The coding region runs from base 1 to 612 and encodes 203 amino acids.
AUGCGUGUCACCCUCGUCGCCGCCUUCCUCGCCUCCUUUGUCGCCCUCGCGCGCGCGCAGGCCGACCCCAACGCCACACUCGUCGACCCCGGCGCGACGUGCCCGCAGGAGACGCGCGACAGCAUCGUUGCCUGCCUCGCCCAGGUCGAGCAGGACGAGGCGACGCGCGCAGGCGGGCCGUGCACCUCCACCGACUGGCAGUGCAUCUGCAACAAGCAGUACGGCCUCAUCGCCUGCUUCGACCCGUGCCCCGGCAUCCAGGAUGUCGAUGCAGUCAACUUCAACAACAACGCCUGCAUGGGCCAGAACGGCGUGUCGAACGCCAACGUCAACUCCUACUCGGGCGCCCCGCUCACCACCACGGCGCCCAACGGCCUGACGGGCUCCAGCGGCGUGCCCGGCGCCUCGACCUCGACGACGUCCACCUCCGCGCCCGCUACCACGAGCACGACGCAGACUAGCGCGCCCACCAGCAGCACGAGCCGCAGCACGAGCGCGCCCGCGAGCUCCAGCAGCGGGGCCCCUGCCAACGCUGCCGCGGCGCGUGGCGUCGACUCGCUGGGCGUCGCCGCCGCGAUGGGCGUUGCACUGCUUGCCGGCGCCUUGCUGUAA